This is a messenger RNA of Puccinia graminis f. sp. tritici CRL 75-36-700-3, 1909 nucleotides long. RefSeq lists its product as uncharacterized. The transcript has 11 exons. Gene Ontology annotation, biological process: biosynthetic process. The coding region runs from base 256 to 1602 and encodes 448 amino acids. Lineage: Eukaryota; Fungi; Basidiomycota; Pucciniomycetes; Pucciniales; Pucciniaceae. Gene Ontology annotation, molecular function: transaminase activity; pyridoxal phosphate binding. The record is from RefSeq and is a predicted model, not a curated record.
GUUGUCCAAGGGCUGUUGUGUGAUCUUCUGAUUGCUGAAGCCAAUGGAGUGGAUGGCCAGUGUACAUACCCAUUGAAAGAUAUUGACAUCUUCGACGGGAGAUGUCUAUAAGAGGAGACGUCUGUGCCCCUCCGGCCUCCGCCCGCAACACCAACAUCACCUUCGGUACAUACUUUUUGUCUUCCCAAAGCUCGCCCGGUUGACUCACAUUGUCCCUUCGACUUCCCGCCAAAUAGCCGUUGCUCAAAUACCAACAUGGAGCCAGCAGUUGAUUACGAUGGCAAGUUUAUCAGCCGAGCCGGCAAACGAUGGCAGCCCUCUGGAAUUCGAGGUCUAUUCCCACUGGAACAGCGACCAGGGAUGAUCAGCAUGCUGGCCGGGAAGCCCAACCCGGCGACUUUCCCAUUUGAGUCGAUUGCGAUCACCUUGAAGCCGUCGGUUGCGACGGGGGAGGCACCCGAAACACUCUGCCUGAGUGGGCCCGAGUUGGACGCUGCACUGCAAUACGGCCCUACUGCUGGCCAGGCAGAAUUUUUGAAUUGGGUCUACCAACUUCAGCAGAAAUGCCAUUGUCGGGGAAAACCAGAGGAUGAAGGAUGGUCCUGUGCGAUCGGAGCUGGUAGUCAAGAGCUAAUGGAAAAAGCUUUUGCAGCAGUUUGCGAUCCCGAAGACACCAUCCUGAUGGAAACGCCUGUUUACUCAGGCACGCUCGGGUUUCUUCAACCCUCUGGCCGCACCCUGAUCGAAAUACAAUCCGAUCAUCAUGGAAUAUCUGCCGUUGAACUUGAACGCGUACUUGCCAACUGGCACUCUGAUCAAGCAACGAGCUCAUUGAAAUUUCCCAAGGUGGUUUACUCCAUACCAACAGGCUCAAACCCCACAGGCUGCUCAGCCCCACUCGAUCGCAAGCGGCGCAUCCUGGCGCUCGUUCGUAAAUAUGAUUUGCUCCUGUUUGAAGACGAUGCAUACUACUUCUUGCAUUUCGAUAGAAAAAAUCGAGCACCCAGUUACUUUUCUCUGGAAAAAUCAGAGCGCGGUCAGACUGGUCGUGUCGUUCGAUUUGACUCCUUAAGUAAAAUCAUCUCAUCUGGAAUUCGACUUGGUUUUGUCACAGGCCCGAGUAAAAUAGUUGAAGUUAUCAAUCUUCACACCUCGAAUACCAACUUACAGCCCUCCAGUGUGACCCAAGCCAUAGCCGGCAAGUUAUUAAGCCACUGGGGCUUCGAUCGCUUCGAAGCCCAUUGCGACCAAGUCUCCAAGUUUUAUUCGGACAAGCUUGAAGUAGUCGAUGCUGCUGCCCAAAAACACUUGGCAGGAUUGGCAGAAUGGAACAAGCCAGUGGCCGGGAUGUUCCUUUGGCUCAAAUUGAACAUCGCCAUCCCAGGUAAGGAGGAAGAGGCGGACUCAUCGGCCUUGAUUUCUACACGGGCUGUCCAAAAGGGCGUGCUUGCUGUACCCGGCUGCGCAUUUUUACCCAAUGCCGGCAAAAGCGCUUACGUGCGCACAAGCUUCAGCUUGAUCGAUGCAGACUCAGCCGAUGAGGGUUUUGCGAGAUUAGCGUCUGUGAUCAGGGAAGCACGCGUUGAGGCUGGUUUGGAAUAGCUGGAUAUUAUACCACUUGUCAUACCCAACUCGAUAAGGUUUCUGUCCGAUCCCGCAGGGUCCAUAUAUUCACAUUGGAAUCACUCGUUUUUCUCUUUCUUGUUCUCAAAGGAAUUCGGAUUCAUCUCAGAUGACUUGUGCCACUGAAACUAUUUCAAACUACCUUCCUUGAUGGAGACACUUUUGGUCUGCUUUGACGAUCUUCAAUUGUUCAUCUCUUCAUUUAUGCUCAUGGGGAUUAAAAAAGAAUAACUGGAAUGACAUGUUAUGCUGGGGACUGAAUCAUCAGCCCACAAUUGCAUAUGGG